AUGUUCUUCUCGUUGAAAGCUGUUGCGCACUUUUUUGGUAUUCUGAUGGCGAAUCCAAUGUGAGUUUUUCUAAAACGAUUUCAGACUUCAGAGUUACCCGAACUAUUUUUCAGGAUCGAUUAUGGAAAUGCUACAAUUGCGGUGACUGAGCAAAUGAGCCAAAUUAAGAGUGGUUUGGAAAAUCGAACCGGCUCGACUUAUCCAAUCUUGCUCGAGAAAACUGCUUCUUUCAUUUUGGAUUCGCCAGAAUAUGUCAUUGAAAAUGAAAUUGCUAGGUUAGUUAGGCUUCAGAAAUUUUCAGAGGGAUUCUAGGGGGUUCUAGAGGGUUUCAGAAGACUAUAGAAGGCUUUUAGAGACUUCAGAAGGCUCCCUCAACUUUCCCUAGCUCCAAAAAUCAUAUUUUUUGCAGAAACAAAACCUUGAUCCCUAACAAACAAAAUCGAAUUCAAUUAUUCUUGGAUUUCUAUCGAACCGAGCCAGAUUAUUAUCUUACUCUCGAUUUACAAGUUCGCCUAAGACUUCUAAAUGCGACCGAUUUGACAAAAGUCCAAAUGUAUCAAUUGAAAAUGCACGAAUCGGUUUUGGAAACGGCAAUGCAAGUCUCGUAUUUGCAAGUGGUUUUGGACACCGGUGCGCGUCAAAAGAAUAUUUUAAAUUGAUUUUUGGAACUGUUUCACAUCGUUUUCUGAUUUUUUUCUAAAUAUUGUACUUCACACGUUUUUUAAUUAAUAAAAAUUACAUUGAAAAAACUUGUUAUUGAAUUUUUUUUAUAAAAUUUCAGAAAAAUUGAGCUCUAAAAAUAUCAAUUUAUGAAUGAGGUUCUGGAAUUUUCGGCUCAUAUUUUUUAAAGAAGGUUUGCGGAGCUUUAGAAGGUUUUAUAGAGUUUCAGAAGGUUUUGUGAAGCUUCAGAAGGCUUUUCGGAGCUUUAGUAGGCUUUGUGAAGCUUCAGGAGUUAUUGUUAAUCUUCAGAAGGCUUUGCGGAGCUUCAGAAGGCUUUGGGAAGCUUCAGAAGGCAGAUUUUACUCAAAAUACUCAAACAGGAUGAAAAAUAUUAACAGACUUAUCUAGAUUCAAAGAGAAGUACACAAAAAAAAAGCUAAGUUUUUCUAAAACAAGAAAAUCCUAUUAAAUCUCAGAAGAAAACCAACUUUUUCUAUAAAAAACAGAGAAAACACAAAAAAAAAUACAAAAAGUAUAGAUUUCUAAUAAAAAACACUAAUAACUUCCCAAAACAACAGUUCCCUUCUUCCUCCUUUCUUCCCGCACACAACAAAAAACAACUAGCGAGAGAGUGUGUAUUCUGAGGAGAGUGUGCAGAGAUGCAGAGAUAUCCUGCGGGACAAAAAAGGGGGACACCUUAUUUAUUUGUGUGUUGUGUUUUUUUUUUGCAAAUUUCUUGAUGGUGCGUUAUAUUUUUCUGGUGUUUCUAUUGAUUUUUAAUGUUUUUGGUGAGUUUUUUGUCGGGAUUUUGAAUUGGGACAGGGUUUUUGAGCUUCUUGGGGCUCCGCUAGCUUGCGGAAAGAUUCCGGAAGUUUCCGUGAGCUUUUUACGCUUCCGCAAGCUUCCUAAAGCCUAAAAUCAAUGGUUUUUUUCCAGCCUCCACUGCAAACCUCACAAUCCUUGCCAAAAACUCCACCGGCUUGCUGAAAAUCACCUUAAACCCGGAAACAUUGGUCGAAAAAGCGGAAAAUAUCAAUUUUUGGAUUGGCGAGAAUUCAAAUUUGCUGCUGGCGAAAAAUUCACGCGAUUCAAUCACAUAUUUUUUGAAAGAUGCCACGAUUUUUGAGGUGGAUUUGAAAAAAGAAAAAGUGGAGAUUCGAGAGAUUGGAAAAGUUGAGGAGGAUGAUGUGAUCAGUAUGGAUUUCGAUUUUGAGAUGGAUUUGGUGAGUUAGCCCAAGUCUUCUUAACCUGAGAAAUGCUAAACCUAAAAAUUCUGAAUGUGAUAGCCUUAACCUGAGCAAUGAUAAAUAUCCUAUUAAGCUAACUCUAGGCUUUCUGGAUUCUCAGCUUGAAUUAGAACUUUAACCUGAGCAAUACAUAUAAGCGAAAAGUUCUAACAUGAGCAACAAAUUAGCUCUGAUCUAACGUAAUACCAGAUUUUCAAAAGGUUUUGGCUUGAGUUAAGUUAAGUCUGUUUUAUUGUUUAGAAUUUGAGCCUGAAUUAGAACUUUAACCUGAGCAAUGCUAAACUUCACAUUCAGCUCUAAUCGAAGUGUGAGAAAUUCCUGAUUUUUGAAGAUUUCAGAAAGGUUUUGACUCAAGUUAGGCUAAGUCUGUGUUUUUUUUUGAAUUUUUUAAAGCCUGAAUUAAUCUGAGCAAUGAUAAAUCUCACAUUCAUCUCAAAAUUUAUCAAUUUUUUUUUCAGAUCUACCUCUCCAAAACCUCUCGCCUUCACAAUCACGGCCAUUUGGAUGCUUGCCAACUCAAAAAUAUCAGCUACUGUACAACAGUGAUUAUCGACAGAGUUGAGCAUGUUUUUUUGAAUCCAAAUUUUGGGUGCGUUGCGGUUGCGUCGCGGUUCUCUAACUCAUUUUCGAUUUUUCCAGAACUAUGAUUUGGCAAAAUUCCACCUCAAAUCUCAUAUUUUCAACAAUGUCUGGAGAAGAUCAAAGAUCAAUCAAGAUCCAGGAAAAAUCAAUAAUCCACAGUAUGAUUCUAGAUGGUGAAAAAUCGAUAUUUUAUCUGGAAACAUCGGAAACUUCGAGACAAGUUUGGAAAUUGGAAAAUCCUGAAGAUUCCCCCAAGGAAAUCCUGAAUUCAUUUGAAAUAUCGAAAUUUCAAAUUUCCGGAGAAUUUAUGAUAUAUUUAUCUGGAUUUCAAGACGAUUUGUGGAUUUGUAAGAUCGAGAGAUGCGCUGAAACUUCCUGGAGAACUGGAUUCAGAAAUCUGGAAGACUUCACAGUGAUUCAAGAAGAUGCCAGCGAAGUUAGAGGAACUCCAGAGUGCUCAGAUUUCCAGCUGAAAUCUGGAAAAUCUGCAAUUUCCUGUCGAUGUCAAACUGGUCACUCAAAAAUUUCCGACAAAUCUUGCGCCAAAACCAUCCAGACAAUUUUAUACCUCUCAAGCGUUGACGGGAUUCUUUGGACCUCCCUGGACACUUCUGAACUUAUCCUAAGUCCCCUGAAGUUCACUGGAAAUAAGACUGAAGUGAUAGAUCUCAACCCAGUGACAGGAAAUCUCUACUGGCUGGAAAACGAUGCGAUGUCAAUUGCGAAGAACUUGAGAUCAAUCAAUACUACACUUUUCACACUACCGUAUGCCGUUUCAAAAUUCAGAUAUGAUUCCAAAACACACAGUGUUUUUUGGCUAGAAGAUGGGGCUCGAAUCGGUGUGUCUAGUUUGAUCACAGGAUUUUCAAAAUCGAUUAUUUUUCCCCUCGAAAAUGCACAGUCUUUUGUGAUUGAUGAAAAUGAUCGGACGAUUUUGGUUUUGAUGCGGAAAAAUGAGAUUUGGAAAUUUUCAAUGUUUGGAGAGGAGAAACGCAGGGUUUAUAAAUCUGAAGAUGAAAAUGUUGAGAUUUCGGAUUUGGUUAUUAAAGGAGAUCGGAUUGUUUGGCUGGAAGAUCAAGUUAUGGUAAGUAAAGCCUUCUGAAGCUUUGUGGGGGCAUUCUGAAGCUUUGUAAUGUUUUCUAAAACUUCUAAAGCCUUCUGGAGCUCCUUGAAUUUACGUGAAGCCUUCUGAAGUUUUCUGAACACUUGAGAAUUCUUCUGAAGCCUUCAAAACCGUUCUGAAGCCUCCUGAAGCCUUUCAAAGCCUUUUGAAGACUUCUGAAGUCUCCUGAAGCCUUCUGAAGCCUUUCAAAGCCUUUUGAAAAACUUCUGAAGUGAUCUGCAGCUUUGUAAAGCCUUCUGAAACCUUCUAAAUCCUUCUGAAGCUUUGCAAAUCCUUCUGAAUAUUUCUAAAACCUUUCUGAAGUCUUCUGAAUAUCUCUGAAUCCACGUGAAGCCUUCAAAAGAUUUCUGAAGGCUUCAGAAGGCUCUUCAAAGCUUCAGAAAGCCUUGGAAGGCUUCAGAAUUUCCAGCCUCAAUUUUCCUUACAGUAAUCCAAAAUUAUUCCAGGUUAUGGACAUGAGAACUCACAAAAUCACCAAAUUCAAAAUCAACCUACCUCCAAAUUUCUCCCAACCCUCAUCAAUCGAUAUUUCAAGCAACAAUGAGAUUUUCAUGAGUUUUCUCGUGGUAAAAACGAUUGUCAAAUUUUCGCUGGACAAUUUGGAGAUUCAGAAUAUUGAAGCGCCGAGUUUCGGAUCGAUUGGAAUCAAAAUUUGGGAAUCUGAAGCUGAGUCGAAUUUGAGAUUCGAUGAAAAUUGCAAAAAAUGCGAACAUGUUUGUCUUUCGGUGAAUUCAGUGUGAGUUGGGGGAACUUCAGGGGGAUUCAGAGGGCUUCUGAAAGCUUCGGGAGACUUCUGGAGGCUUCAGAAGUUUCCAGAAGCUCCAGUAGGCUUCCCAAGGCUUCCAGCUUCCAAAAAAUCCCAAUUUUCAGCCGUGUCACCUGCGACUGCACUGACGGAUUUUUCAUGGAUCCAAAAUCUCAAAAAUGCAUCGAAAAAUCAGAUUUGGUGUAUUUUCUGGACUCAAAAAAUCGGAUUUUCUACAAAAGUUUGGAUUUUAUCGAAGUUGGGAGCCAUCAAAUGCACAUUUCGAAUUAUUUCAAAAUUUUUGAAAAAAUUGAAACCUUUGAUGUCACCGACAAAUUUCUGGUUUUGGCGGGAAAAUCGAGAGCGAAACCUGGAAUUGGAAUCCUGGCGAAAAUCGAUAUUUCACAAAAUCACCAGAAAAAUCGAUUUUUUGUGAAUUCGAUCCCAAAACUCGAAAUUAUUCUGGAAGAUUCGUCGAUUUUUGGAAUUUCAGAUCUGAAAAUUCAUUUCGGAAAUGUUUUUUGGACAAAUAUUUUGACGAAUCAAAUGGAAAUUGUGGAUUUGGAGGGGAAAUUUCGAAAAAUUUUGAUUUGGGAAGAAUUUCAGCCAAGGAAUUUUGUGAUCGAUGAGGAGAAUGUGAUUUUUUAUGAGCGAGAUAUAAUUCAGGUUGGUAAAAAGCUACAGUACUCUACAGUACUCUCAGAAUCUCUAAUUUUUCAGACACUCUCCCUUGAAACAAUGCAAGUUAUCCCAACUCACUAUGACAUUCGAAAUCUCACUGACAUCUCAAUUUCCACGUCUCAAAAAUCGAUAAUUUGGCUUCGAAACCCUCAAGAGUAUACGGUAAUUACAGUAGGAUCAAUCGAUGGUUUUAGCCAGGAAAUCUUGUAUUCCGGAAACGACUGGCGACCAAUUUCAGCCAUUUUUGGUGCUGAAAUUUUUGGUGAAGAUGAAAUUUUCAUCUUUGAAACUUCUGGAAGAGCUGGCAAAUAUGAUGGUUCAUAUUUUCAAGAAUUUUCAACUGGACUAAAAGAUCUCAAGUUAGCCAAACUCCAGAAAUCCCAAAAGACAGCUGCGAAAUACGGUAGAUGCGAUCAACUUCGCCUAACUCCCAUAAUUUGCGCUUGCCAAAAUCACGACAUUUUGGAGAGGAGAAAUGGGAGAUGUUUGGAUGGUCCGAAUCGAAUUGUGGCCGCUGGAACAUCUGGAUUCUAUGAGACAAGGAUUCUGGAAGAUCAGGAGAGGGAUCAGGAUCAAGAGCAGAAGCUGGAUGUGAUUCUGAAAAUUUUGGAUUUCGAAUCUGGAGAAUCAAGAGGUUCAGGUAAGUCAGCUUGAUCUCGAGCUUGAGCUUGAUCUUAAGAUCAAGCCCAGCUCAAGCUCCAGCUCCAACUUCAAUUUCAGAUUUUCAAAUCCAAGACUUUGCUGUCAACUUCUAUCCACAUCAAAAAUUAAUAUUUUGGAUCGAAAAAAACCACCUGGGGACCAUCAAAAGCGUACAAUACCCCGGAGCUCCUCAAAUCCACGAGACUUCCGCUAAAUCCACUUCCCUUUGCGAUAAAUUCCACUCCUUGGCCCUGGAUCCAAUUGGAAAUCAAUUAUUUGUGACUUGCUAUCGAGAUCAAAUUGGAUAUUUGAUUUUGUAUCGCAUCAAUUGGGCGAGUUAUGCCAAGUUGAAAUUUGUGGCGAUUUUGGUGAGCGGCGGAGCUUUUGAAACUGUCACUGGCAUGCCACUUCAACCUAUGGAUCUUGUUGUGAUGCCCAAGUUUGGGUAAGUCAAGGGAAAACUGAGAAAUUUCUGGAGAAGCUGGAGAUUAAGAACCUUAAUCUGAGCAAUGCUAAAUCUUUAAAUUUGAUCUUAACCUGAGCAAUUCAGCUUUAAUCUGGCAAAUUUUAAGCCUACUUUUAAUGUGAGGAAUACUAAUUUUGGUUUGAGUUAAGCUAAGUCUGGGUUUGUUAGAAUUAGAGCCCGAAUUAGAAACAUAACCUGAGCAAUGAUAAAAAUUUCGGAAGUCUGGAGAAUCUGGAUAUUUAGAUCCCAUAAAAAUUGAUCUAAGCUGAGCAAUACUAGAUUUUUUAAAAUCUAAUCUGAGCAAUACUAGAGGUUUAAAAAAUCGGUUUGAGUUAAGUUAAAUCUAACAUAAGUUAAGUUUACUCCAACUUAAAUUUAGCUAACUCUAACUUAGGUUGAGCUAACUUUAACUUAAGUUAAGCUAACUCUGACUUAAGUUAAGCUAAUUCUAACCGUAUUUUUCUGAAUUUCUAGAAAAAUUCAUUAGGAAUUUCACAUUUUCUAAAAAAAUGAUCCCAAAAAAUCUGAAAAUCUUUCCAGCCUCCUCUUCUACGUCGACGGAAAUUCACACAUCAUCAAAUGCACAUACGACUGUAAAAAAUGCUCAAUCUGGUCCAAUAUUUAUUCAGAAACUAAAAUUCAAGCUCACCAGAACAAUAUUUUUGUUACAGUAAGUUUAUCUGAAAAAAAUUAGAUUUCGAAAAAAAUCUUUUUCAGAACUCUUCUGGAACUUGGGCCAGAAACUUUGAAACUGGAAAAAUUGAGAAUUUUUGGAAUUUCGAAGGAAUUUCGGAUAUUGCUCCGAUAAAUGAGCAAAUAAUUUUGGCGUCGGAUGGAAAUCGAACUUUUUUCCUGCCUGGAAAUGAGACUGUUGAGAAACUUGAAAAUGUUGGAGGAUUUUUUAGACAAGGUUGGUUUUAAGCCUAAAAUUCCAGAAAAACAAAAAAAAUUGUUUCAGAUAACUAUGAGAUUCCAAAUUUGUGCCACAAUUUGCAAUGUAGUCAUAUUUGCACAGUUUCAAAUGGAAAACCGAAAUGUUUGUGUCCGAUUGGAAAAGAAUUGAGCUCGUUCAGGUUGGUUAGGGGGCUUUUAGGGCUUUAGCCGGCUUCAGAGGGCUUUUGAGGGCUUUAAGGGGCUUCAGAAAUCUUUAAAAAGUUUCAGAAGUAUUUAGAAAGCUUCUGGAAGCUUCAGAGGGCUCCAGAAGGCUUCAGAAGGCUUUAGAAGGCUGGAGAAGGUUUGAGAAGACUUGAAGCAACUGUGAGAAGCUUCUGUAGGCUCUAGGAGGCUUCAGAAGAUUUCAAGAAAAUUCUGAAACCUGUUGAAGCCUUCUAAAGACUUCUGGAGUUUUCUGAAGCCUUCUGAAGCCUGCUGAAGGCUCCUGAAAUCUUCAGAAGCUCUGCGAAGCCUUCUAAAGACUUCUGAGGUCUUCAGAAGGCUUCCCAAAGAUUCUCAACACUUCUUAAGGUUUCAGAAGCCUCCUGGAGUCCUUCUGAAGCCCUAUAAAGCCUCCCCAAGCUUUCCAAAGCUUUCCAGAAUUUCAGAUUUCCAAAAAAUCAAUAUUUUCAGUGACUCCCAAUGUCUUCCCACAAUAAUCUGUGAACCCUGGCAAUUCACAUGCACCAAUGGAAAACAAUGCAUUCACUCGGCAAAAAAAUGCGACAAAAUCAAUGAUUGCUCAGAUCAUAGUGAUGAAUCCUUUGAUCUCUGCCCAAAAAUCGACAAUUCAAUCGAUAAUUGGCCAUGCGAUGAUUUAUCGGGUUUUGUGAGCCGCAAAAAUCUUUGCGAUGGAAUUUCGAAUUGUCCUGAUUCAUCUGAUGAACUACACUGUAGAUGUGAAAGACCUCAUGAAUUUUUCGACUGCGCCGCGAGUUAUCGAAAUUUGAAUGCGCAACUUUUGGCGCCAAAUUUUAAAUGUAUCCAUCGAUCGAAGAUUUGUGACUCGAAAAAUGAUUGUGGGAAUUAUGAAGAUGAAUUUGCCUGCGGCGAACAUCAAAAGAAACCCGCCGAAAUCAAAUGGCUCUAUGUGAUUCUUGCCGCAUUGCUCAUAUUUAUCCUGAUCCUCCUGGCUUUGGCUAUUUGCGUCGCUGUCAAAGAAAACCAGAGCUCUAAAGCUAGAGCUCCAGAAUUUUCGACACAGCAGACUACGGUGUUCCCGCAAGAGUUUUAUUAUGCGAAAAUUGAACGACAACCGAUGCCUUGUCAAAUUUCGAGAAGUGAUCGGAUUCGGAGACGACAAAGUUUUGCUAUGGUUAGUUUGGGAAACCCUCUAAAGCCUUUUGAGAUCUCCUGAAUCUUUCCGGAGCCUCCUGAAUCCUCCUGAAGCCUUUUGAAAUUUUCUGAAGCCUCCGGGAGCUUUCUGAAGCCUUCUGAAGCUUUCUGAAGCCUUCCGAAGUCUUCUGAUAUAUUCUGAAGCCUUGUGAAAUUUUCUGAAGGUUCCUGAAGCUUUCUGAAUUCUUCUUGAGUCUUGGUAAGCCUCUUGUGGCCUUCUGAAAUAUUCUGAAUCCUUGGAAUGUCUUCCAAAGCCUUCUGAAGCCUCCGGAAGCUUUGCGAAGUCUUCUGAAAUUUUCUGAUGCUUCCUGAAAUCUUCUGUAGCCUCCUGAAGCCUUGGAAAACCUUGUGAGGUUUUCUGAAGUUUUCUGAAGCUUUCUGAAUUCUUCUGAAGCUUUCUGAAGCCUUGGGAAACCCUCUAAAGCCCCCUGAAGCCCAGAACCAAUUCCCAAACUUUUCCAGAGCGAAAUGAGUGAUCCACCUCGAUCUUCAACACCUUUUCAAGAAGACUUCAAACGACCACCUUCAAUUUCAUUAACACCAAUCUUUAAGGAUAUUUAA
Messenger RNA from Caenorhabditis angaria, 8975 nucleotides. Lineage: Eukaryota; Metazoa; Nematoda; Chromadorea; Rhabditida; Rhabditidae. The record is from the annotation of a GenBank genome assembly.